Molecule: messenger RNA, 2406 nt
Organism: Dimorphilus gyrociliatus
Lineage: Eukaryota; Metazoa; Annelida; Polychaeta; Dinophilidae
Source: the annotation of a GenBank genome assembly
GUAGACCGCAGAAGCAAACUUCCGUUAUGAAUGAAAAUCGAAUCUCUUACAUUUUAGUCUUUAUUUAUGUAUUUUCUUAUGUAAUAUGCGAUGGCGAAUUAGGAUCUGGGAGUGAAAGAUUUAAGAUUGAAGGCAAAAUUUUUGUACCUUUUGUAAACGAUUUAGAAUGGAUAUCAUCAACAAAAAUCAUAAUUGAUGGAGGACGAUAUUUGGGGUUUUUAAAAAGCGAUGGAGCCUUCUCAGUAAGCAACCUUCCGUCAGGAUCAUACAGUAUUGAAGUCAUUAAUCCAUCUUAUGUUUUUGAACCUGCUCGAAUAGAUAUAACUUCAAAAGGAAAAUUCAGAGCUAGAAAAAUGAACAAUAUUCAAUUAAAUGCAGUUUCAACCAUUAACUACCCAUUGAAAUUAAAGGCAAGGAGCAGAAUAAACUAUUUUCAAGAACGUGAAAAAUGGAGCAUUACUGAUAUGAUAUUUAGUCCUAUGGUUCUCAUGAUGGUUCUACCACUUAUCAUGGUAAUGGUACUACCAAAACUUAUCAAUGCCCAAGACCCAGAAACUCAAAGGGAAAUGCAGUCUCAAAUGAAUUUUCUCACACCAAAGAAUAAUAUCCCUGAAUUUUCGGAAUUUCUUACAAACCUUCUCAGCGGAGGACCUAAAAAACCUUCACAAUCAAGAACUAAACCAUCCAAAAGACGCUAAAUUCAAUUUUACAACUGUUGUUCGCAUGUCUCUGUGUAUUACUAGUUAUUGUUACAGUCAAAGUCAUUAAUUUAUUAAUUAAAUGUCUAGCAGAAAUUUUACAAAUCAUUUACAAAGAAUAUUUAAUCAACAGUCAAAAAAAUCAAAGAUAAUUUAUUAAUUUCCUUUUAAAUUGUGAAAAAAAUGAUAAUUUUCUCUUCUUAAAUAAAACCAAAAUUUUAUAUAUUUUAUCAGAUUUCUCUUCCUUCGUCUCGCGAAGAAACUUUAAGCAAAAAAUAUUUAGAAAAUAAACAUAGAAUGAUCUUUCACAUUUAAACUUUUGAGACAAGCUUUGAUAUCCUCUUGAAACGUUUCGCUUCCGCAUAUUAAAAAGUGUGUUUGAUGAAUAGAAGAUCCUAAUUUAUCGGCAAUUAAAUUAGCAUUUAAUCUGCUUUUGAUAAGGCUCUCGUUAUAUUUAGCUAUAGCAUUGUUGUCACAACUGAGACAGUAAUGUACUUUGAAAUUCCAGAAAGAUGAAAAUUGAUCCAGUUGCUCUUUUAAUAAGAUUUCUUUAUAGGUUCUACAACAAAAUAUUAGUUUAAUGAGGGUUUCAUCCUUUUCAUUAUCUAGUAUAGAAUAAAGAAUUGGCAUCAUUGGAGUGAUCCCCGUUCCUGCAGCUAUCAUACAUAUACGAGGAUACAAAUUAGGAGUAUAUUGAAAACUACCAAAGGGACCUCUCCAUUCUAUUUCAUCAUUUAUUUCCCAUUUUUUAAUAUAGCUUGACAUUCUCCCUUUCGGAUAGGUUUUAAUAAGCACUUUAAAGGAGUUCUCAUCAGAAGAUAUAGGUGUAUAUUGGCGAGUUAAACCUUCAUCUUUCCACCUGAGUAGAAGGUGUUUACCAGGUUCAAGUUUGAGCUGAUCGCAUUGAAAAGUAUAAUUUUUAGUAUCCUGAGUUAAUUCCUCUAUGCACGACAAUUUUAAAUACGUAUAAGUUUCAAGACUUAAGCCUUUCGAAUUUCCUAAUUUAUUUCGUUUUCCAGUUUGUAUUCUCAAACAUUCCUUUUCCCAAAGUUUGACUUCUUCUUCAUAGAUGUCAAAAACACAAUGGGUGCACCCAUUGCCACAGCAGUCAUCGAACGAAGGAGAUUUAGGUUUGGGAGGAAGUUCAUUGUUUACGUUAUCCAUGUGUCUGGCGCUUAAAUGGAACAAUCUGACAGCUGAUGUUAUUAAACUAUUGCUCUUCAAUUUUCUUAACAGCAUAUGGUUUGCUCUUCUCUAUAGGUAUAUUAUAUUGUAGACAAUUCCACCAAGAGAAUCCCUCAUUUACAUGUACUUUCGGGUGCGAAGUCAAUUUAUCUCGAUCCUCCUCAAUCUUAUUUAGUUUUCUCUUUCCUGGCUGUUUUUUUGGUUCAUCCAUUAAUAUUACUAUGAAUUUACCGAAUGACACAAUUUAUAAAAUUCCCAUUUUAGCGUAAUUAUGAAAUAUUACACAAGGACGAUACCGAAAGAUCAUUCAUGGAAAAACAGAUGGCGCUAGAGUAACGAUAUUCGAAAACGAAUACCAUAGAGAAAUAUUCUCGAAUACAUUCAUUAUCCCUUAUAUAUUUUAUCUUUUCACCGACAAAUUAGCUUGAAUUAAUUAAGUUUUAAAUAAAAAAAUCUGUUGCACAAUAAAUUUGAAUCGACCGAUGUCAGGACUGUUAAAAACAACAUCCAUUUUACAAUCUAA